This is a messenger RNA of Seriola dumerili (greater amberjack), 969 nucleotides long. It is a transcript of the gene cxcl11, whose product is annotated as C-X-C motif chemokine ligand 11. Lineage: Eukaryota; Metazoa; Chordata; Actinopteri; Carangiformes; Carangidae. The transcript is spliced from 4 exons. Bases 16 to 483 code for a protein of 155 amino acids. Gene Ontology annotation, cellular component: extracellular region. Gene Ontology annotation, molecular function: CXCR chemokine receptor binding; chemokine activity. Gene Ontology annotation, biological process: inflammatory response; neutrophil chemotaxis; antimicrobial humoral immune response mediated by antimicrobial peptide. The record is from RefSeq and is a predicted model, not a curated record.
GAGCGGGGGAGGAGCAUGAGUAUAAAACAGCCACAUGUGGCUCAGAGGCUCAGUGUCAACGCUCAGCUUGCCUCCAAUAUGAAGCUUUACCUUCAGUCCGUCUGUCAGGUCACCUUCCUGAGCCUCUGCUGCGUUCUGAUUGCAGUGAGAGAGUCAGACAGCACGUUUGUCCCGGGAAGAUGCUUGUGCCCACAUAUACAACCAGGCGUCAGAGGGCAACUGAAAGAGCUCACAGUCUACCAAAAGAGCCCAAGCUGCAGCAAAAUCACAGUCAUAGUGACACUGAAGAGUAACAACGAGCAAGUGUGUCUGAAUCCAGAGGCGCCGAUGGGCCAACAGCUUAUUCGCUGCUGGAAUAGAACUCAUAAAAUGGGUCGUGAUGUGAAACUGUGCCUGAAGAGGAGGAGAGGGAGAGGGAGAGGGAGAGGAGGUCAGCGCCAGCGGUCUCGACAGAGGAGCCGCGGCCAUAACGUGAAAGCCUGAUCCUCAAACUCCCAAUAAUCAACCAUCCUGCCAAAUGAAAUAAAGCUACUGCGUGGCGAGAAGUGGGCACACACGGAGAAACCAAACGCCAAACUGUUGGACUCUUAACUCCAGGCCACCAGCUGCUGUUAAACAGAAACAGCACACUACCACUUCUACAAUUGUCUCACAGCUCAGACAACAAGUUCCCCUGAAUUGCUGCCUGGGCUGUAAAUCAAACUGAUCUUCUAGGCCAGAAGCAGGGGGCUGUUUUUUUUUUGAGCAAAUGACUGAUGUAAUGUUAAAAAUUAAGCCCUGGAGGCUUGUCAGAAAUGUUAAACUUUAGCUUUAAAACACUAUCAAAUGGUCAGUAUAUUGUUUAUGUGUAGUUCUGUGUAUGCACCUGUAAAAGCUAACUGAACACUUUGUCGGUUAUUUAUUUUUAUAUGAACAUGGGAAUUUUUUUUGUGACAUUGUGUCUUUUUUUUUUGUAAUAAAUAUAUCUGA